AUGGCGGACACUGUGGGGAAGCCUGAUGUCGAAAAUUCCCAGGCCGUAGCCACAAACCUGGCCAUCAACAAGCGGUUGCAUGCCCCCGUCAGCGAUGACCAGGAGACUGCCGAGAAGGGCCACUUUGAGCAUAUCAAUCUCAAUAAAAACAUCUCUGCAAAGAUCAAGAACCCUCUCGCAGACCUCACUCCCGAUGAGGUGCUCCGUGAUGUCGAAGACUUUGCCCAUGAGCAUGGGUUGACUUAUAUCCUUCCGGAGCUGCAGAAGGGUGCGCUUAUCGCCCGUGACCCUGAUGACUUUGAGUUGGUUCCGGACAUGACGGACGCCGAACUGACCGCGAUUGGUGAUGAGGUCACCCAUAAGUGGCGUCAGCCCAUGGCUCUGUAUUUCACCAUCAUCCUUUGCUCCAUUGGUGCUGCGGUCCAGGGAUGGGACCAGACCGGAAGUAAUGGUGCCAAUCUGUCCUUCCCCGAUGCUCUCGGCAUCCCCGAGCACGACAAUCCAAAUGCGGAGAGAAAUCAGUGGAUCGUGGGCGUUGUCAAUGCUGGACCUUACAUUGCCAGUGCGGUGAUCGGAUGCUGGCUCUCUGACCCAUGCAAUAAGUAUCUGGGUCGCCGUGGUGCCAUCUUUAUCUCUGCCGUUUUCUGUCUCCUGUCGCCAAUCGGCUCCGCCGUGAGCCAGACUUGGCCGCAGUUGUUCGUGACCCGUCUCCUCCUGGGCCUUGGAAUGGGGUUGAAAGCGUCCACAAUUCCCGUCUUCUGUGCUGAGAACACUCCGGCGGUAAUCCGUGGUGGUCUGGUGAUGUCCUGGCAACUGUGGACGGCGUUCGGUAUUUUCCUCGGUUUUUGCGCAAACUUGGCUGUGAAAGACACCGGAGAUAUUGCCUGGCGCUUGCAGCUGGGAUCCGCCUUCAUUCCAGCCUUGCCUCUGCUCAUUGGCGUGUAUUUCUGCCCCGAGUCGCCUCGUUGGUACAUCAAGAAGAACAGAAUCCGGAAGGCAUAUGAAUCGCUCUGCCGUCUGCGCAAUACGGAGCUCCAGGCUGCACGCGACCUCUAUUAUAUCUAUGCCCAGAUCAAAGUGGAACGGGAUAUUGCGGGAGAAGGCCACUACCUCACCCGCUUUAUUGAACUGUUCACUAUCCCUCGCGUCCGCCGUGCCACCCUGGCGUCGUUCACUGUCAUGAUUGCUCAGCAGAUGUGUGGCAUCAAUAUCGUGGCGUUCUACUCGUCCACCAUCUUCCAGCAGGCUGGUGCAAGCACAACGGGGGCGUUGUUUGCGUCCUGGGGAUUUGGGCUGGUCAACUUCCUGUUCGCCUUCCCCGCGGUAUUCACCAUCGAUACGUAUGGGCGCAGAACCUUGCUGCUCUUCACCUUCCCCCAGAUGGCUUGGACCCUCCUGGCUGCCGGAUUCUGCUUCUACAUCCCACAGGAGUCAACCGCGCAUCUGGCCUGUAUUGCCUUGUUUAUCUUUUUGUUUGCCGCAUUCUACUCGCCCGGCGAAGGCCCUGUGCCUUUCACCUAUUCUGCCGAGGUAUUCCCCUUAUCUCAUCGCGAGGUAGGCAUGUCUUGGGCCGUGGCCACUUGCCUUGGUUGGGCCGCCAUCCUUUCUAUUACCUUCCCGCGUAUGUUGGACGCUAUGACUCCAACCGGUGCCUUUGGCUUCUACGCUGGACUGAACGUGACUGCUUUGGUUAUGAUCUUCUUUUGGGUCCCGGAGACCAAACAGCGUACCCUGGAGGAGCUGGACUACAUCUUUGCCGUCCCCACUCGCAUGCACAUGCGCUAUCAGCUCUUCAAGGUCCUUCCUUGGUGGGUUCAGCGUUACAUCUUCCGACGCAAUGUUGAGCUGGAGCCUCUGUACAAGUUCGAUCACAUUGCCACCCGCACGUAG
Messenger RNA from Aspergillus tanneri, 1890 nucleotides. Its product is annotated as sugar porter family MFS transporter. The transcript is spliced from 8 exons. NCBI's taxonomy places the organism in Eukaryota, Fungi, Ascomycota, Eurotiomycetes, Eurotiales, Aspergillaceae. Gene Ontology annotation, biological process: transmembrane transport. Gene Ontology annotation, cellular component: membrane. Bases 1 to 1890 code for a protein of 629 amino acids. The record is from RefSeq and is a predicted model, not a curated record. Gene Ontology annotation, molecular function: myo-inositol:proton symporter activity.